Molecule: messenger RNA, 1287 nt
Organism: Recurvomyces mirabilis
Lineage: Eukaryota; Fungi; Ascomycota; Dothideomycetes; Mycosphaerellales; Teratosphaeriaceae
Exons: 1
Coding region: 1-1287 (428 amino acids)
Source: RefSeq, a predicted model, not a curated record
AUGCGCCUGAUCAAUACCGAGUCCUACAAGCUCCAGGACUUCACGGACAGCCAUAAUACACCAAAAUAUGCCAUCUUGAGCCAUCGAUGGCAAGAAGAUGAAGUACUCUGCAAGGACUACCGCAAAGGCCGAUAUGAUCGUGAAGCUCAGGGCUACCUCAAGAUCAAGCGAUGCUGUGAUUUCGCCCAGCGGCGAGGCCAGCAAUGGGUCUGGAUUGAUACCUGCUGCAUCGACAAAUCCAGCAGCGCCGAGUUGAGCGAAGCCAUCAACUCCAUGUUCCAAUGGUACAGCAAGGCAGAGGAAUGCUAUGCCUAUCUGUCCGAUGUCUCAGCAUCAGUCAACGAUCCGCAGACACGAAUGCAUGAGUUCAGUUCAAGUAGAUGGUGGACCCGAGGCUGGACUCUGCAAGAGCUCAUUGCCCCAAAGAUUGUGAUCUUCGUCGAUGCCUUGUGGGAUGCCCUCGGCGCGAAGUGGUCUUCUGGGGCCAAGACAGAUGUACACCUAGCGGACAUCAUCCACGAUAUCACCGGAGUCCCCCUCGAGGUCCUGGCAGUACCAGAAAGCCGCUACUUCUACAGUGUAGCCCAACGUAUGAGCUGGGCAGCCAGGCGUGUGACAACACGCCUAGAAGAUGCCGCCUACUGCCUACUCGGUAUCUUCGGGGUAAACAUGGUCCUGUUGUACGGCGAGCGUAAGGACGCCUUCCUCCGCCUUCAGCGCGAAGUCUACUCCAGGACAGGUGACGAGACACUCUUCGCUUGGCCUUUACAUGCUCACCCCCAUCCCAAAGGAGGCACCAUCAUCUACGAUACCAACGGAGCCAGUGGUAUGCUUGCCGAAAACGUAAGUCGCUUCGCAGAGAUGGGCCAUGUGCGCUGCGUAAGCACCAAGGAUUCCUACCUCACCCUCACCGGCUACGGUGCUGAGAUCACCAUCAAAGUAGGCGCGUCGCCUCCAAGGGCUUUCUAUUCCAGGCACGAUCGGCGGUUCGUCUGCUUGCCGCUCCUAAGCGUGGACAAACGGCAGCGUCCUCAGCUGCUGAGUGAGUCGGAAUCCUUUGACGAUAGUCCGUUCAUGUUGUACAUGCAUACCACUGGCUGCGGACACUACGGCCGCUUUGCAUUACCUGACCAUAUGAAGCAUGAUGACAUGGACUGGCAGCCGUUUAAGAAUGACCAGAUACUGAUCGUACACCACUCAAAGAGCGAGGCUUUUCGGUAUUGUAGUAGUCUCAGCUUCGAAGGCCAAUACUUUGAAGGGCAGCAUUUUGGGCACAUGAUUGCGUAA